AUGCGGGCAUGUGAUAAAGUGGUAAAAGAUAGAAAGAUUGUUGAAAAGAUUCUGAGAACAUUAACACCCCAAUAUGAUCAUAUUGUCGUGGCAAUUGAAGAAAGCAAAGAUUUAGAAAAGAUGAGGGUUGAAGAGCUUCAAAAUUCACUCGAAGCUCAUGAACAACACUUGAUAGAGAGAAGAACAGCGGAGAAAAGUGUGAUACAAAGCACAAAUCAGGCAUUGCAAGCUAGAAGCGGUCAAACUUACAAGAAUCGCAGAACUGGCAGAGGAAGAGGAAAAUCGCGUGGGGGUCGUGGUGGUAGAAAUGGUGGCAGAGAACAGACCAAUGAUGAUAGCUGUAAUGAACAAAAAGAAGGAAACUAUAAAGGAAGAGGAAAGCCCAGAGGAAGAGGAGGCAGAAAGAACUUUGACAAGAGAAAUGUGAAAUGUUUCACAUGUAACAAGUAUGGCCAUUACUCUUCUGAGUGUUGGCAUAAUGAAAGCAUAAAGAAAGAAAAGAACGACGAGGAAAAUCUUGUGAAAGAUGAAUUGGAAUCAGAUUCAGAUCAUGUCCUACUAAAGACUGUUACAGCGCAUGUUAAAAAUGAUGAUGACUGGAGAAUUGCACAAGGAAAACACGUUCAGAAGACGUGUAGGAUAACAGACAAGUGUGCAAAGAAGAUUGAACAUACAGAGUACGUGUCACUCGCUGGGAAAAUGAUCCAUGCAGAGGAAGAAAGAUUGUGGUACUUGGAUACAGGUUGUUCCAACCACAUGACUGGCAAUCAAAAUUGGUUGCUUGAUUUGGACACAAGCGUCAAAGGUACAAUACGCUUUGCAAAUAACAACACCAUUAGAGCUGAAGGUGCGGGCAAAGUCUUCAUCACACGCAAAGAUGGAAGAUCAGUGUACAUGCACAAUGUUCUUUAUGUACCCACGAUGAAGAGCAAUCUUCUUAGUCUCGGCCAACUUCUAGAGAAAGGAUAUACCAUGAAGAUGCAACAAGGACAUAUUGAAGUGUUCGACGAGAAACAACGGAUGAUACUCAAAGCUCCUAUUGCAAGAAAUUGGACGUUUAGAGUAAAUCUAAACGCAACUGAGAUACAAUGCAUGACUGCAACGAGUGUUGAAGGAGAAUGGUUGUGGCAUUAUCGCUACGGACAUCUAAAUUUUAGGAGUCUGAUGCAAUUAAAAGACAAGAAUCUUGUAAGUGGCAUUCCUACAAUUGUUGAGCCAUACAAGAUCUGUUGA
This is a messenger RNA of Vigna umbellata (rice bean), 1233 nucleotides long. RefSeq lists its product as uncharacterized. NCBI's taxonomy places the organism in Eukaryota, Viridiplantae, Streptophyta, Magnoliopsida, Fabales, Fabaceae. The record is from RefSeq and is a predicted model, not a curated record. Gene Ontology annotation, molecular function: zinc ion binding; nucleic acid binding.